AUGGAUAAAGCAUUGUUCCAUUUCGUGCCGUCCAAUCAACAACGGUCUAGUUUGCCAGACCGCGCGUACAUCGGCUUCGCGACGCUGCCGGAGCAGGUGCACCGCAAGAGCGUGAAACGGGGCUUCGACUUCACGCUGAUGGUGGUCGGGGAGUCCGGCCUGGGCAAGAGCACGCUCGUCAACGCGCUCUUCCUCUCGGACCUGUACCGCGACCGCCGCGUGCCGGAUGUGGCUGAGCGCGUGCGGCGGACGACGUCGAUUGAACGAAAGGUGAUGGACAUCGAGGAACGCGGUGUCAAGCUGCGCCUCACCAUCGUCGACACACCGGGGUUCGGAGACGCGCUCAACUGCGAAGAGAGCUGGCUGGCGUGCUGCGCCUACGUGGACGAGCAGUUCCGCCAGUACUUCACGGACGAGAGCGGCCUGAACCGCCGCAACAUUCAGGACAACCGCGUGCACUGCUGUCUGUACUUCAUCCCGCCCUACGGCCACGGCCUGCGCCAGCUCGACCUGGAGUUCAUGCGGCGGCUGCACCGCAAGGUGAACCUGGUGCCGGUGAUCGCCAAGGCGGACACCCUCACCGCCGCCGAGGUGCGCCGCCUCAAGGAGCGAGUGCUCUCCGACCUGGAGGAGGCGCAGAUCCAGAUCUACCAGUUCCCCGAGUGCGACUCGGACGAGGACGAGGAGUUCAAGCAGCAGGACCGCGAGCUGAAGGCGUGCGUGCCCUUCGCCGUGGUGGGCGCCAGCACCGUUCUCGACGUGGGCGGCCGCGCCGUGCGGGGCCGAAGCUACCCCUGGGGAGUCGUCGAGGUGGAGAACCCGACGCACUGCGACUUCGCCCGCCUGCGGACCAUGCUGGUGAGCACGCACAUGCAGGACCUCAAGGACGUGACGCAGGACGUGCACUACGAGAACUUCCGCGCGCAGUGCCUGUCGCAGAUGUCGCUGGCGGCGGCGGCGGCGGCGGCGGGCGGGCGCGAGCGCGAGCGCUCCAAGCUGAAGCGCGACUCCGCCCUGGAGCCCGCCGCCCCGCCCGGCGACACCGACCGCCUGCUGCAGCAGAAGGAGGAGGAGUUUCACCGUAAAGAAAAGCUUUAG
This is a messenger RNA of Gryllus bimaculatus (two-spotted cricket), 1098 nucleotides long. Lineage: Eukaryota; Metazoa; Arthropoda; Insecta; Orthoptera; Gryllidae. The record is from the annotation of a GenBank genome assembly.